Gossypium arboreum is the source of this 1349-nucleotide messenger RNA. RefSeq names its product kinesin-like protein KIN-14F. NCBI's taxonomy places the organism in Eukaryota, Viridiplantae, Streptophyta, Magnoliopsida, Malvales, Malvaceae. Gene Ontology annotation, biological process: microtubule-based movement. The coding region runs from base 1 to 1038 and encodes 345 amino acids. The record is from RefSeq and is a predicted model, not a curated record. The transcript is spliced from 4 exons. Gene Ontology annotation, molecular function: microtubule binding; ATP binding; microtubule motor activity.
AUGGUUUAUGUCUACGUCCUUCUUUUCGCCAGCAUUUUGACCGUUCACGUUCAUGGAAAAGAAUUGGUUUCUGGAACCAUUUUCAAAGGUUCCCUCAAUUUGGUGGACUUGGCUGGGAGUGAAAGAAUGGAUAAAUCGAAAGUUCAAGGCGAUAGACUGAAGGAAGCUCAAUAUAUCAACAGAUCACUCUCUGCACUUGGAGAUGUCAUCUCAGCUCUUGCCCAAAAGAGCACACAUAUUCCUUACAGAAACAGCAAGCUAACUCAAAUAUUGCAGAACUCUUUAGGUGGGCAUGCUAAGACAUUAAUGCUUGUACAUAUAAGCCCUGAACCUGAUGCCAUUGGAGAGACACUUAGCACAUUGAAGUUUGCUGAAAGAGUAGCCUCGAUAGAACUCGGAGCAGCUCGAUCUAACAAAGAAACUGGUGACAUACUAGAAUUGAAAGAAGAGAUAACAAAUCUUAAGCUGGCAUUGGAAAAGAAAGAAGCUGAAGUAGAACAAUUCAAGGUUGGAAAUGCUGGAAGCAUUACACCAUCUCAAAAGGCAAAAGUGCUUAGAUUUGGAAUCUCUUCCAACUUUAAGCCUGAGACAUAUCAACGCCCUAAUGAUGAUACUAAAGGCUCUGAGGCCAGGACUGCUUCUUCAGCUAAGCUAAGGCGAUCAAAGUUUUCGUCUGCACUCAUAGGGAAGGAGAUAUCAGUAAAGGUGCCUGAAGAGAGAGCUUCACGUCUUGGAAAGCCUCAGUCACCUACCCCUCCUGUAAGGAGAUAUUUGUCCGGUGAUAAAGGAGCCUCGACGAGAAAUAAGGUCAAGUUUGAUGUAGUUGAGAACCAACCGAUGUCAAAAGUAGUAGUUCCGGUUAAAGCACAUGGCACUAGAUCUCUCGCCCCAGUGCCAGAGAUCACAUCAACAGAUAACAACUCUGGGGUCCAGGCAGACCAUAAGAGUGAUGAAAGUAAAUUGAAUUCUCUGAUGCAUUCAACAGCCUCGUCUCUAGGGAAAGUCAGUCAGAACUUGAAGAAGAGCAGUUUCUUUUAAAUUGAAAAAGGAAGCAUUAGAAAAGCAGGAGUGAGUCUAAAUCUUUGCAUCAACAGCCAGACAGGUUCCUGAUAUCUAAUGUACCAUACUAUCACAGAUAUCGCUUUUAAAUAUGUAUAUGGGUCAAAAUCAAAAUUAUGGAGCCCCUAAGAGUGUUUUUGGUACCACAAAAUGAGAAACCAUUUGUUGGCUCCCCACUUACCAGUUCAUACCAUGGUGAUACAACUUCUUCGGGAAUUGUAAAAUGUUGUACCUGUUGAGGAAGAGAAUUCAAAGUAUAAAAACAUAAAAAUAGUGUUUAAAAUUGCAAA